AUGGCGGCCAGACCCCGAGCCAUGUACGCCCUCCUGGCGAGGUGGCUCGGCACGAGGAUGAUGCUUGCGUUUGUGCACCUCGAAACGAUGGGAUUUGCACUACGACGAGUGUCUCUCGAUCGACCGAGUGUACUGCAGGUUGCCAACUGUGACGAAAACGCUUCAACUGUAGCAGCAAAGCGCCGUGUAUAG
This is a messenger RNA of Parastagonospora nodorum SN15, 192 nucleotides long. RefSeq lists its product as hypothetical. The transcript has 2 exons. The record is from RefSeq and is a predicted model, not a curated record. NCBI's taxonomy places the organism in Eukaryota, Fungi, Ascomycota, Dothideomycetes, Pleosporales, Phaeosphaeriaceae. Bases 1 to 192 code for a protein of 63 amino acids.